AUGGAGGGCUUUGAUACGAUGGCGGCGCCGUACCUGGCCAGCCCAUUGUCAUUAGGGAAUUUGCAGGGGGCAGACUAUCUGAACGCGAUGUCGAGUUUGGAUAUGCCGGACCAUCGGUCCAACUUUGACACGGAAACAUUUGUGAGCGAUGACCUUGCCUUCGCCCCGUCGGGUCUACCACAUCAACUGAGGCCCUUUCCAUCUGUAUACGAUGACCCGUUCAACGAAAUGGUCCCGCCCUUUGAGCCCACGCCCCAGGAACAACCCCAGGAUUCGUCGAUCGACCACAACAACAAACUGCUGAGCUUCUCCCAACCCGUGUAUCAUUAUACGCUCCUGGACUACUCCGUGCGCCGCGCCCAUUUAUCAGUGUCCGCGCAGUUACAUGGCAUGUUCUUUCUGGCCGAAUCACCCUAUACAACAUCGCCCUCAGAAAACGCCCCGCCUCAGCAAGGCGCCGAGCUGACAUGCUAUCGUCGCAAUCUGUUCCAAAUCACGGGCUCGGUCACCUUGCCGCGCGGGCUGCGCUACAUCAUGACCGACCAGGGCCGCAUCCCGAUUCUCGCCCAGGAACUCACCGUAUCGGCGACGGAAUCGGUGGAAGGGAAUUCGGUCAAGAUCAUCUCAGUGCCCUGGAAGACCCCCUCGGCGGCCGCCGCCAACUCGGGCGUCGGGCCCGAGGAGAACAACCCGAGUACCGGCGCGAAGAUUGAGAAGGAACCACCUCCCAUCCCCCUCGACAUCAUGGCGGGCCAGGAUUUGGAUUCGGACUAUGCGACCUUCCCGAUUGCCUGGAAACGAUUGCAGUUCCGAGUGGCGACGGCCAACAAUGGCCGCCGGAAGGAACUCCAGCAGCACUUUGUCAUUCGACUCAAGGUGGUGGCCACCCUGUCGACCGGCGCGAAGAUUCCCAUCUCGGAGGUACAGUCGGGUCCCGUCAUUGUCCGUGGCCGCAGUCCACGGAACUUCCAGUCUCGCAAGGAUCUCCCCCUCAGCGGCAGUGCCGCUGCCUCCCGAAAGAACGCCCAGGCCAGCUCAGCCAACUCUUUGAAUCGCACCCCGACCAGCGAGUCCGUCGCCCGUCGCGCCAGUGUGACCCCGGCCAAAGCGAAAACAGCCGCACAGAGUAGCUCUCCGGAGACCACAUCAGUGCCUCCAUCUACUAUGAUGCAGCAAACCCACGCUACGCCAGACUGGACACCCAUCCCCCAAUCUACUUCCAACAACGUCAUGUCCCAUGCCCAGGCCUUGUUCCCUCAUUCGAGUCCAGAGCAGCUCUCCCAAGCGACAGAUUCACAACGGCGCGUGAGUUCCACUGCCGCUGCGCCGAUCAACUUGUCCCUGUUGGACGAGGAAGAGGGCGGGGACCCCAACCUCCAUUUCGACCAAAAGAUGGUCUCUCCCUUUGCCGCUGAGCUGUCACAGCAACGACCCCUCAGCCUGGACCAAACCGCUCCCCCUUCCAAGAUGCGCAAGCUUUCCCACGCCGUCUCCCAGACCCCAUCACGAAGCGCCGCUUCUUCCAUGCCGUUGUUGGAGAAUGCUAAUCUGCCCCAGUCUUUCGCCCCAGGGCUUCCAUUUCCCAAUGAAAGCAUAGAUCUACUCUACGAGUACUUCCCUCUGGGGCUGGAUGACUGGCAAGCCCCCGUUGACGCGGUCUAUCGCCCACAUGUGGUGCACCAUACUAAUAUGCCUGAGAUGAAAUUCGUGGCCUCACGAGGUCGCAGCAAACGAUACUUUGCCGCUGAAGAUGUGUUUUAA
Messenger RNA from Penicillium salamii, 1761 nucleotides. Lineage: Eukaryota; Fungi; Ascomycota; Eurotiomycetes; Eurotiales; Aspergillaceae. The record is from the annotation of a GenBank genome assembly.